Messenger RNA from Monodelphis domestica (gray short-tailed opossum), 9043 nucleotides. RefSeq names its product PPFIB scaffold protein 1 (gene PPFIBP1). Lineage: Eukaryota; Metazoa; Chordata; Mammalia; Didelphimorphia; Didelphidae. Gene Ontology annotation, cellular component: presynaptic active zone. Gene Ontology annotation, molecular function: protein binding. The record is from RefSeq and is a predicted model, not a curated record. Gene Ontology annotation, biological process: neuromuscular junction development.
GUACUCUCACACUAAGGGAACUUUUAGCAUACAUAUUGAUUAAUGUUACCUACAAUACUCUAUAAUGUUCCCAUUAGAACUGUGAUGGCAAACCUAUGGCAUAUGGGCCAAAGAUGGCACAUAGAGACAUCUUUGUGGGCAUGUGCAGGCCCACAUGAUCAUGAUCAGCUGAGAGCCUGGCCCUGCCCAAAUGCAGGGGGUGGGGCAUUCUAACUUUCCUCUACCCUCUUCUGGUUGCCUUCACUCAGCAACCCUGCCCUCAGUCUAUCCCCCAAAUGCAAUCAGAGGGCAAGGCACACAGUUGGGGUCACUAAAAUUUUUGCCAUCACUGCAUUAGGGUAUAUAGAGGCAAGUAAGAUGAAAUACAUCUUAAAAGGUAGGCUGCAACUAGAUUGGGGUAUUUUAAAAAUUGGUUCAUUUCUUUAAAAACCCCACAAAGGGGGGGGACUCAAUGGAUUGACAGCCAGGCCUAGAGACAGGAGGAGGUUCAAAUCUGGCCUCAGAUACUUCCUAGCUGUGUGACCCUAGACAAGUCACUUAACCCCCAUUGUCUAGCCCUUAUCCCUCUUCUGCCUUGGAGCCAAUUUACAGUAUUGAUUCUAAGGUGGAAGGUAAGGAUUUAAAAAUAAAAAAAUAAAAUACAAUUAAAACCCCACAAAGAAGGCAGGAUUAGUGGUGAUAAUCCCAUUUUGCAGAUUGGGGGUGGUGGGGUAAUAGACUAAGUGACUUAAAAAAAACCCCAAACCCUUUCCUUCUGUCUUAGAAUAGAUACUAAGUAUUGCUUCCAAGACAGAAGAGUGAUAUAAAGGCUAGAUAGUUGGAGUUAAGUGACUUGGCCAGAGUCACACAGCUAGUGAGUAUCUGAAUCCAGAUUUGAACCCAGGAUCCCCCAUUUCUUAUCUACUGAGCUGUUUGGCUACCUCUGCUAAAUUAUUUUUUCAAGUUCACUUAGUGGUAGAGCAAUGACUAGAACCCAUGUCUUCCUAACUCCCAGUUCAGGCAAUUAGUCACCAAACAUUUAAUAAAGUUGGGAGAUAGGGUAUUAUGUUGGAGAAAUAGCAAGGAGAUCAGUGUCACUGAAUCACAGAAUGUAGAGAGGGCAGCAAGAAAACUUGAAAAAUAAGGAAAGGUCAGAUUAUGAAGGACAUUAAAAAAUCAAAAGAUGAUUUGAGCUCAGAGGUCAUAGAAUCCUGUGAAUGUGUGGUAACAUGGUAAGAUGAGUGCCCCAGAAAGAUCAGUUUGAAAGCUGAGUGGAAGGUGAAUCAAAGUAGGAAGAGAACUAGUAAGAUCAGUUGGUAGGCAAUUAUUACAGUUCAGGCAUGAGGUGAGGAGGACUUGUCCCAGGGUGGUAGCAGUGUCAGAGGACACAAGAGAAUAGGAUAGUGACAGAGAAUGGGGAGUUGAGAAUGACGCCAUACUAACUCUCUAGAGGAAAAUUUUAAAUUACAAGAUUUAUCCUGUAGACCAACCCUUAAAAUGCAAAGGAAAAAGGGGUAGCCAGGUAGCACAGUGGAGAGUACCAGACUUGGAAUUUGGAGAACCUGGGUUCAAAUCUGGUCUAGACAUUUCCUAGCUGUAUGACCUUGGGCAAGUCACUUAACCCCAAUUGUUUAACCCUUGCCAGUCUUCUAUCUUAGAACUGAUUUGAAGUCCAAAGGUAGGGGUUUAAAAAACUGCACAGAUUAUCUUUUCUGCCUCUGUCUCAUUUUGUUACAUUCUUAUGCACUCCUUUUAGGCAACGUCCUAAUUCCAUUUCUCUGCUUACAUGGCCUACCUUCUGGUUAGAUUGUAAACUUCUAGAGGGCAGGUAAGCUAAUCUUACAUAUCUAUUUCUCCUCUGGAACCUAUCCCAUAGCAAAUUAGAUAUGGAAGAACUUCAGUAAGUAUUUAUUCAUAGGAUCAUGGACUAGAGUUGGCAGGUUUUUAAAGAUUAGGUUGUACAGCUCUCUAGAUGAGCAUCACUAACUAUUGGAAUGAGCAAUGCCUGAGUUCAAGGAGUCUGAAAAUUUGAAAAUGAGAAUGUGACUUUGUAAGUUUCCUUUCCCUGUUUCAGUUCCUUCAUUUGGCAGCACGUACCCCUCCAAGCAAGAGACUGGGUGGUGGUGCUGUAACUCUUACUCAAGCCUUAGAUGUCACUUGGAGUGAGUUUGUCUAAAAGGGAACAACUAUCCUGGAACCAGAGGGUCUGGGGAGGUUGAAGCAAGCUCAGCAUUCCAGCACACUCCUGAGGAGCAAACGAGUGACCAAGCAGUGGCAGAGAAGGGAGAUUCUGAAGAGCCAACAAUUUCACAAGCAAAAGAUGAAGGUGGAGGGAAGUCCCAGGAAAAUCCUUGCUCUUUACUAAACUUCCCCUCUUGGUGCCUGUCUCUCCACAGACCCAAUGCUACAUAAUCUGCAGCUUCAUUACCCAAAUGUUUCCAGGAACCCUUGAUGUUCCAGAUCCAGGUUGUGACCUCACUCUUUCCCCCAGAGAAACUAGAAAAUGAUGAGUGAUGCCAGCGACAUGCUGGCAGCAGCUUUGGAGCAGAUGGAUGGAAUCAUAGCAGGUUCUAAGGCCUUGGAAUAUUCUAAUGGAAUUUUUGAUUGUCAAUCUCCAACCUCCCCAUUCAUGGGAAGCUUGCGAGCCUUGCAUCUUGUGGAAGAUCUCCGUGGAUUGUUAGAGAUGAUGGAAACAGAUGAGAAAGAAGGAUUGAGAUGUCAGGUCCCUGAUUCAACAGCAGAAACUCUGAUUGAAUGGCUUCAGAGUCAAAUGACUAAUGGACGUAUAUCUGGAAAUGGUGAUGUAUAUCAAGAAAGGCUAGCACGUUUAGAAAAUGAUAAAGAAUCUCUGGUUCUACAGGUAAGUGUCUUAACAGAUCAGGUGGAAGCUCAGGGAGAAAAGAUUCGUGAUUUGGAGUUUUGUCUUGAAGAACACAGAGAAAAAUUAAAUGCUACAGAAGAAAUGCUGCAGCAGGAACUUCUGAGUAGAACAUCUCUAGAAACGCAGAAACUGGACCUUAUGGCUGAAGUAUCUAACUUAAAGCUAAAAUUGACUUCUGUCGAGAAGGACAGAUUAGACUAUGAAGAUAGGUUCAGAGACACAGAGGACCUAAUGCAGGAAAUUAAUGAUUUGAGAUUAAGAGUUGGUGAAAUGGACAGUGAGAGACUUCAAUAUGAAAAAAAGCUUAAAUCGACCAAAGAUGAACUUACAUCUUUAAAAGAACAGCUCGAAGAAAAAGAAUCUGAAGUAAAAAGAUUACAAGAAAAAAUGGUGUCCAAGAUGAAAGGAGAAGGGAUUGAAGUAAUUGACAGAGAUGAAAACUGUAAAAAGAAGCUCAAAGAAAAAAAUAUUGAAGUACAGAAAAUGAAAAAGUCUAUGGAAUCCCUGAUGGCAGCAAAUGAGGAAAAGGAUCGAAAGAUUGAAGAUCUUAGACAGUGUUUGAGCAGGUACAAGAAAGUACAGGAUAUGGUGAUACUGUCUCAAGGAAACAAAGGCAAAGAAGGGGACUAUGAAGACCUGCCCAACUCAGUUUCAGCCUUGCUGGAAAUGCAGAGUGUUAGUGAUCUGGAGAAAAGUCCACCUCCUACCCCUGUUACAGGAUCUCCCAACCAUGAUGUAUUGAACACAAGUGUUCCAGAAGAGCUCCAUAUGAGUGUCUUGCAAGUUUCACUGCCUUCCUUUUCACCAACAUCCAAAGACUUGGAGACAACCGACAAGUCAAAAUCUCCACCCAAAUCAGAGACUUCAGCUGAUGUGAAUGAUGGAAAAGCAAUUCUUGAUGUUGAUUUAGAAAUACAACUUUGUGAUAAUCUGUUAUCUUCAACUUUGCAAAAAUCCAGCAGCCUGGGCAAUUUGAAGAAUGAAGUAUCUGAUGUGGAAAAGGAGCCUCUUCAGAAACCUCCAGAGACAGUGCCUCCUGUGCAAAUGAGCAAAUUUGGAAGCCUCCCUCCCAAAGUCCAAGGACCUGUCCCUUUGGCAGAUGACAAUGCCUUUGGCACUCGGAAAGCCCGCUCCUCUUUUGGACGGGGCUUUUUUAAGAUUAAAAACAACAAGAGGACAGCAAGCGCACCAAACCUGGAUCGUAGCCGAAGUGCAAGUGCACCCACGUUAGCUGAAACCGAAAAGGAAACUGCUGAGGACCCAGCUUUGGCUGGCUUAUCUUCCCUAGGAAAGGAUGCAGAGUGCACCAGUCCCUUCCAGAUAUCUCCACCUUCUCUAGACUCCAAAAAGAAAUCCAGGGGUAUCAUGAAAUUGUUUGGAAAACUCAGAAGGAGCCAAUCCACCACUUUCAAUCCAGAUGAUAUGUCUGAGACCGAGUUCAAAAGAGGGGGAACAAGAGCAACUGCUGGUCCUCGUCUGGGUUGGUCUAGAGACCUUGGGCAGUCUAACAGUGACUUGGAUAUGCCAUUUGCCAAAUGGACAAAAGAGCAGGUUUGCAACUGGCUUCUGGACCAAGGAUUAGGUUCCUACAUGAAUUCUGGCAAACACUGGAUUGCAUCUGGACAAACACUUUUGCAGGCUUCUCAGCAAGAUCUAGAAAAGGAACUGGGAAUUAAACAUUCACUUCAUCGAAAGAAGCUUCAGCUAGCUCUACAAGCCCUGGGAUCUGAAGAGGAGACUAAUCAUGGAAAGCUGGAUUUCAACUGGGUUACCAGGUGGUUGGAUGACAUCGGCCUUCCCCAAUAUAAAACUCAGUUUGAUGAAGGAAGGGUGGAUGGUCGGAUGCUACAUUAUAUGACUGUUGAUGAUUUAUUGUCUCUGAAGGUUGUUAGUGUGCUACACCAUCUUAGUAUCAAAAGAGCCAUCCAGGUCCUAAGGAUAAACAACUUUGAACCUAACUGUCUUCGGAGGCGACCAUCAGAUGAGAAUAAUAUUACUCCCUCAGAAGUUUCUCAAUGGACCAAUCAUCGAGUGAUGGAAUGGCUACGUUCUGUAGACUUGGCAGAGUAUGCACCAAAUUUGAGAGGGAGUGGUGUGCAUGGUGGACUCAUGGUUCUGGAGCCUCGUUUUAAUGUUGAAACAAUGGCUCAGUUGUUAAACAUUCCACCAAAUAAAACACUGUUGAGACGACAUUUGGCCACUCAUUUCAACUUACUGAUUGGUGUUGAGGCUCAACGUCAGAAGCGAGAGGCAAUGGAGUCACCGGAUUAUGUACUUCUAACAGCUACCGCCAAAGUGAAACCAAAGAAACUCACCUUCAGCAAUUUUGGGAAUCUAAGAAAAAAGAAACAAGAAGAUAUGGAGGAAUAUAUAUGCCCAAUGGAAUUGGGACAGGCAUCAAGAAAUGCAGCCAAGAAAGGAUAUAGUCCUGGUUUGGACAUUCAUCUAUAUGAUGAUGAUGAUUUGGAUAGACUAGAACAGAUGGAAGAUUCAGAAGGGACGGUGAGGCAAAUUGGCGCAUUUUCAGAAGGCAUCAAUAAUUUAACACAUAUGUUAAAAGAAGACGACAUGUUUAAAGACUUUGCCACACGGUCUCCUAGUGCUAGUAUUACAGAUGAAGACUCCAAUGUGUGACCGUGACAAUUCGGAGUCUUCUUUUCUGUCCUCACAGAAAUACAUUCAGGAGAAAUGACAGGCUGCAGAUUGUUCAUCUGUUAUACUCACAUCUACUCAUUUAGAAGUGACUUUUGUUUCCAAGGGUCGAGGGAGGGGGUGGGACAGGUGCCUAUUCUGAAGUUGCCAUUGAACAAUGAAACACUGGUGAGUGGUAGCGUAAUGAUUUUUACUCUAUUUAAUGUACAAUUCUAUGACAUAUUUAAAGUAUUGCUUUUUAAAUGCCGUUCCUUUAUUGUUCCUCUUAACAUUGAUGCCAUGAAAGACUCUGGAGGAAAAUGAGCUAUUAAGUAAAUUUACUGUGGCUUUUUUAGACAAAAAUUAAGUGAUCAUUGAUAGAUUUCUCAACGUCAACAUGUAGAAUUCCUUAACUUUAUUAAAUGUGUGUCCACCUGAAUGUCACAGUUAUGUCCUUACAUGCCUUUUUACUAUUGCUGUCUUAUUUUUGUACAUUUUUCUAAAGCAUGUAUACACACUUAAAUAUAUUAAAUCAUAGAAAACAGAACUUUUAUUUUAUGACAUAGGAAGAUAAUGAAAAGAUUGUUGUUAGUUUUUUGUUGUUAUUGUUGUUGUUUUUUAAACAAGUGUUGCUUACAGUUUGCAUAUAUACCAGCUGGUUCCUGGAAAGAUUAGACUUUUUGAACUCGGGACUUUCUUAUCCUACCAAAUGCCAACAGUGUUGACCAUUGUGACAAAAUUACUAUUACUAACAAGUUAAGUUAGUGAAUCUGAAAUCCCCAAGAAUUAUUUUUUUCUACCCUGGGUUGGAAUACUAUGCUAGUUAAGAUUUUGACUUCAAAUCCUGGAUUAUUUUACCUAAGAGGAAGAAUUUGAGGAAUAUUUUUUAUUCUACAACUAGAAGAGCUUUUUUGUUUUAAUUCCAAAGGGUUUAUUUAGAAAAUUUCAAACUUUGUAGUAUUAAAUUCAUGAUUUUCCUUCUGUAAACAUAUUACCACAUCAAAAACCAUAACAGUAGGUUGCCUAGUAUAUUUUCAUUGUAAACCCUUCCUGCCACUAAUGAAUGGAACUUUUAAAACUGAUUACUUCCCUGAAAUUUUAUACUAAAAUAAGGUCCAUUCAAUCAAUUUAGUAUUAUCAUACUGGAAAAGUGGUUUGUGAUGCCAAUUUUGUGAUGUUAAUUGGAGGGCUAAACUAUUGUGUAGUGCAGUGGUCCUGUGUUCUUUGAAAAGAGAAGAGAAAACUGCAAACAAAACUAUCCCAUACCUUUUUUAAGGUUUUGGGAACAUUUUGAACCAAUAAUAUAUGCACAAACUUGUCAUGCUGAUGAGUACACGUUUACUCCUUUAGUCAAUGGGACAACUUGGAAAAUAGUCCUGCUCAAAAAUUUUAAGAGAGGUCCUAAAAUACUGUUAGAAUACAUAAAUUGUGAACUCUAUUUAAAUAUCAGAGACAUGAAUUUUCCAUUUGCCACCAGGGAACUUCCUAGGUCUUAUAGUUUUAGAUUAUUUAUUUAUAACUACCAUGAGUUAAUUAGAGUAUUAUUAUGCUACCUUUUAGCCUACCACUCAUUAUUUGAUAAUGGCAUCAAAAACUGUGUUAUUAAUGUGCUGUGUUCAUAUUUUAAUAUAAAUACAAAUGGCCAUGCCUUUUUCUUAUUGUAAAAUUCCUUACCAAUUUACUAUUAUGGCCCUAAAUAAUAUCUGGAGAAUGAUACAAAUGCCAAAGUAGCUUCAUUUAGAACAACCAAAAUUUUAUAACAUUGAUUUUUGUGUGUUUUUUUUUUUAUUAUAAUAACAUGCACUACUGGGUAUUUCCAUGUAAAAGCAAAUAAAAAGUCAAUUGGAAAUUUCCAUGUAUUGCAAUUCUUACUCUUUUCCUUUUCCCCUCAGAUAACCAAUAGGACUUCUUUUGAGACAUCUGUAGAGAUAUAAAUAUAAUGCCAAAGAAUAGAAAUGUAAAACUGUGACUUGAGCUGUUUUAUUGCUAAAAAUAAAAAGAAUGUAGGCACCUGAGCUGAUGGUGGGUAUUCAUAGGGCAAGAGGAGGAGAAACAGGAAGAAUUGGUGUCAUCUGCAAUUUCUAGAAAGUUAAAAGAGAUACAACGAAUGGAAGGACAUAAAUGGAAUGAAGUGCCAGUUUGAAUUUUGAAACUCUUGGCAAAUCAAAUAUUGAGAGAAUAAAGUAAAAACGAAGUCAAGUGUGGAAUUUGAGGGAAGACUGGAUGUUUUGUGUGGAAGUAAGUUAACUAAGUAAGCCUUGUUAAACCAGUCUGAGUCAGUCCAAACAGGGCACACCCUUCUGACAAACCAGGAAGCCAGAAUUUGUUUAUCUACCUGUGCCAGACUAUAUAGUUAGCACUACAGGGCUAGGAAGCAGAGAGGAGCAUGGACAAUAUUACACAUUGAACUUAAUGAUUAUCUGCAAAGUUGAUUUUAUGAAAAAGAAUUGAACCUGACAGCAGCUUGUUCUGGAAAAUUUAAAGUCAUCUAUGUUGCUGAGAAAAUGGGCCAAACGUCAUCUCAAGAAGUGACUCAGAAGAAUAAGCCAGAUCUUGUUAUGUGUGACAUUUUCAGUCGAGCUGUGAUCUUUGCGGCUCAGAAACUGAAGGACUAUCUUGGAUUUGUAGAUCCUCUAAGCAAACUGUCCCCAGAUGCCAACACACUGAAUGAGAUCUUUUUAAUUCAUUUUAUUAGCUUCUGUCAUGAAAAUGGAAUGGACGAGAAGAUCACUACUAACAAAAUGACCAAGAAUCAGGCCUUGUUGUUUGGGGCCGAUUGGAUCUGGACCUUCUGGGGAUCUCAGAAGGAAAUCCUGUUUCAGCUGGCUGUCCAGACUUUACAGAUGUCCACAGACUUCCAUAUUGAGUCGAUUCCCCGUGACCUGCUCAGCAAGGAAGCUGUGUCAGACGUGCAUUCUAGGGAGGAAAAUCGAUUUGAGAAGAUGGAGGAAUUCUGUAAUUUGAUAGGUGAGGACUGUCUGGGUUUAUUUAUCAUCUUUGGUGUUCCAGGAAAGCCUAAAGACAUCAGAGGAGUUCUCUUGGACAGUAUCAAAAACGAGAAAAUUCAAAACUGCCUGUCAGGAGAGAAGGCUCUGAAACAUUUUAUCUUAAACACAAAGAACUGUCUAUCUACCAAAGAACUGUUAGAAAACUAUCUGUGUAAAAACGAUAGGCUGAAUAAGAUAGGCAAAGUUUAUAUUAAUUUUCUCUGAAUUUUAGGUACGUUAAGUAGACCAAGAAAAUAUAAACCCAUGUGUCAAGCAAAGAAUUCUAUUCUUUCAAGCCUAAGAGCAUUAUUUAAUGUUACAGCAUUAUUUAGUGCACUAAUUGGGUUUAGGACAGUAUUGUAUACACUGACAAAUUCAUUUCUUUUGGUGGCAAAAAUUAGCUAAGCCACAUUCCAAAUGAUUGUAUUAUUGUGAUCAUGAAAAAGAAAAAAAAAAGCCAUGAAGAUCUUUAGGGGGAAAAAAACCACAUAGUUCAAUGUAACAUUUCUUCAUUUGCUUGGGAAGCCAAUACUAAAUAAAACAACUCUGAAAGUUUGCUUUGCAA